Messenger RNA from Mytilus californianus (California mussel), 899 nucleotides. RefSeq names its product complement C1q-like protein 3. The record is from RefSeq and is a predicted model, not a curated record. NCBI's taxonomy places the organism in Eukaryota, Metazoa, Mollusca, Bivalvia, Mytilida, Mytilidae. The transcript is spliced from 3 exons. Gene Ontology annotation, molecular function: protein binding. The coding region runs from base 42 to 593 and encodes 183 amino acids.
CAGUAGUGAAACUUUUAGUUUGUCCUGUGUCUUUUAUCACAAUGAAGCUGACAUACUUCACCUAUAAACUGAUGCUAUUGGUGUUUGCAGAAAUGGUUAUGGGAUCUUGUGACACAAAAUUAGAGUGUUCUCUCCUAAGUGAUCUCCUUGAAAUGGCAAUGAAGCAAAAAAGUCCAGGUAACGGUUGUCAAUGUCCCAGUAGAAAAAAUAUUCCAGCCUUUUCAUCUGUUCUGACAAAAAGUCAAUCCCUUGGAGCCAAAGAUGUUAUUAAGUUUGACAAAGUUGUCACCAAUAAUGGAAAUGGUUAUAACCCAAUCACUGGUAUUUUUACUGCACCUAUUGCUGGAGUUUAUCAGUUUUCCUAUACAGUCAUGAGUGACACAGGAAAAUACCUGGCAGUCUAUCUUUCUCAUAAUAACAAGAAACAACAAAGUAUAUGGCUGAAAGAUACAACUCAUGACACAGGAUCGAACAAUAUCAUAUUAAAUCUGCAGAAAGGAGACAAAGUUAAAGUAAAGUCCCAUGGCAAUUAUACUAUUUACAGUGAUGGUAAUUUGUAUAGCUCUUUUUCUGGCUACCUUAUUGGACAAUAAAAAUAAAUGCUACUGUCAUUAUAUAUUGUGAAAUAAAAAAAUUGAUUUAAUUACAGCUGAAAGUGUUUCCAUGAAAAAUAUUAUAGAAUUAGAGUCAAAUCUAUGUAUUUAUAAAAUAUUUGGAUAGUUAAUAAACAUGUCAUUGAUAUGUAUCAACAUAUAGAAACUGUACUGCUCAUUUUCUAAGUGUGCUCACUGUUAGAGACAAGAGAAUGUAUUGUAAUAGACUUGUAUAGCUCAUUUUCUCAUUGCACAAUGAAAGAUAUCCAGUUAUAUAUUUUGAAUUAAAAAUGAAGGUUUAACUUA